AUGCAAGCCCACGUACUCGUUCUGGCACUUUUGGUGUCUUGCAUCAACGGUUUCUCCUGGGGCGGCGACAAGAGAGCUGCAGAGUUUGUGCCCGUCUCGAAGCAAAAUUCCAGGCUUUCGAAUGUCUAUGCUUCCGCUCUCAGCGAGCUCCAGGAGCUUGAAUCGGAGCCUCUCUGCCAUCGUGUGGCCGCCCGGCUCCUGGUGAACAACUGCCAGGUCCUUGACGGAAAGGACGAAGCCACGGUUCUCACAGAUAGUGGGCGACAGGUCCGGGACUUUGUCGACUCGUAUGCCGCUAGCCUCGCAAUUUGCGACCUUGAGCGAGGCGGCUUUGCGAUACCGGCAGACUGCGCGAAGUUUCGCGAGCCGGCGCUCAGUCUCCUCGUCAUCAGAAAUGAGCCGCGGCUACACGUAAGCCUGAAAGAAAUCAAGCAGUGUCUCUCGGCACUGGGGACAUCGGAUGCCGCAUGGAGUACGUGGGUGAGCUAUCGCCACAAGGCGCUGGGAUUUUGCCAGGCUGCCCGAGCGGAUAUUGAAAAAGAUCAGCAUAUUCUGCUCUACCAACGACUCACCAAAAUUAUUGCAAAGCUCACCGAUAGCGUAGAGGCCGAUCUGCAGAAGCGACUGGAAGAGCUUGACAAUCGCGCCAGGCAGUCGGUCGAGAAACUUGAGCGGCUAACACCACAGGUUGAUCACCUCAGCGAGGGGCUGGCGAAGGUGCAAAAAUAUCUGUCGAGCGAUCUGCUUUCGGCAUUGGGAAGGUCAUCAGAAUCCGCUCGCAACGGUCUACGACUUGCAGAGAACCUACAACAACUUGUGAACGUCAUGGCCACCAAUGCCCUGGACAGCAACUCUCAGCUGGCUGCUGCCCAAGAGAAGUCACAGCAGGUGUCAAAGAAGGUCAACGAAGAAAUGGAAGCUCUACUGGUCGUGGUUUCAACGGCUGUUUCGACAGCCAUGGUUUCCUCAAAUAUGGUCCAACAGCAGAUAGAAGCUUCGAACCAACAAGCUGCAUUGCUCGCGCAACGCCAGGACACUCUUGAGCAGGGAAUGAAUCGACUCCUCACAACCACCGAGGCUCUAUCCACGAAGCUGGAGGACCACUCCAGCAUGCUGAAGCAGGCCAAUAACAUCACAAACGACAUCUUGAACGGACUCGAGGAUACGGCCAAGGCAGCGUCAUCGCUAAGUGGAUCCCUCUUCACCACUGUCACGUCGCAGAGCUGGUGGCCUUUUGUCGUCUUCCCGGCAGCUUCCCUGGUUAUGGGAUCAUAUGGGCUUCCGCCUUCCAUCUUUCGAAACCUGGGUCUCUUGGCGUUGGGUGAAGCCAUUGGCGUUGUGGUUUCGUCUUACCAUAAAAUCUCCAGCCACUUAUUCCUGUCUGCGGCAGGAGUCUCCUUGAACAGUACUGCAUCUGCACUCUGA
Messenger RNA from Canariomyces notabilis, 1425 nucleotides. RefSeq lists its product as uncharacterized. Gene Ontology annotation, cellular component: endoplasmic reticulum membrane. Gene Ontology annotation, biological process: karyogamy involved in conjugation with cellular fusion; nuclear membrane fusion involved in karyogamy. Bases 1 to 1425 code for a protein of 474 amino acids. The record is from RefSeq and is a predicted model, not a curated record. The transcript has 4 exons. Lineage: Eukaryota; Fungi; Ascomycota; Sordariomycetes; Sordariales; Chaetomiaceae.